Messenger RNA from Nothoprocta perdicaria, 4196 nucleotides. RefSeq names its product mitochondrial ribosomal protein L22 (gene MRPL22). The coding region runs from base 79 to 675 and encodes 198 amino acids. The transcript has 7 exons. The record is from RefSeq and is a predicted model, not a curated record. Gene Ontology annotation, cellular component: ribosome; mitochondrial large ribosomal subunit. Gene Ontology annotation, molecular function: structural constituent of ribosome. Lineage: Eukaryota; Metazoa; Chordata; Aves; Tinamiformes; Tinamidae. Gene Ontology annotation, biological process: translation; ribosome assembly.
GCGCCCGGAGAGGAACUUGUCCAAUGGGAGAAUCCUUUCAAUGUAAAGCGUAAAGGCUCAAUCAAUUUCAUUUCAUCGAUGGSUUGUCUCCUAUGUUCUCUUUAUGAAGCAAAGCUGUUAACAUCUGGUCGUGUUUUCCCUCUGUCAUGCAUCCACACAAGUGCACCUCUGGAGAAACUGGGGAAGUGGGAGAAAAAGAACAGGAUUGUUUAUCCUCCACAGUUGCCUGGAGAACCUCGCAGACCAGCUGAAAUAUAUCACUGUCGUCGGGAAAUAAAAUACAGCAAGGAUAAGAUGUGGUAUCUGGCAAAACUGAUAAAAGGAAUGUCUAUUGACCAGGCCCUAGCUCAGCUGGAAUUCAGUGAUAAAAAAGGAGCAAAGGUGAUCAAAGAGGUUCUGUUAGAAGCUCAGGAAAUGGCAGUAAGAAAACACAACGUGGAAUUCAAAUCAAAUUUACAUAUAGCUGAGUCAUUGACAGGCAGAGGCCAGUAUGUGAAGCAAAUCCGUUACCAUGGCAAAGGCAUGUUUGGCAUCAUGAGACUCUCCAGAUGCCAUUACUUUGUGAAGCUGGUGGAAGGUCCUCCUCCUCCUCCAGAGCCACCAAAGACUGGUUUUGACCAAGCAAAAGAAUAUGUGCAGGAACUGCGAAACAGAACCAUUACUCACUCGCUAUGACAAASUCUUGUGACAUUGUAGAUAUUUCUGUUUUGACAGUGUGAUUAUAUAAAAGAAUAAUUAAAGUCAUGUUUCAGUUAUGUUUUUGGUGCUGCUGGAAUGGGAUGAUUGAGGAGUUGUAAUAACUUUUUUUUUUUUUUUUUAAGCCACAAGCAUAGGGAAAGUCCUGGAAAAGCAGCAACAGAUGUUACUUUUUUGGAAUUACAAUGUUAGGUACUCUGCCGUGAGCAUUCAAAUCUGGAACAUAAAGUGCAGUUAGGUUUGUUGAAAACCUUGGUGGUUCUCAAAUUCAUGUAGAUAGGUAURUUUAGGUCCUGCAUACAGGUUCUUGACAGUAGCAUCAAGAUUAGUAAAACCUCUAAAAUUUGGCAUCUUAACUAGUUAAGCAGUUCAACAAAACUAGCAACAGAAUCUUAAUUCAGACCAGCAGGCAUAAGUUUAUGGUUUGUUUAUCUGGCACAUGAUGUUUCCUCCUUACUUCCUUUUUUGUGCUCUCUUCUCUUGUGCUUCAUAGACCUUGUGUCUACAGGUAGGGACCAAAGAACUCAUUUUAAGUUCAGAUUGUGACAGUCAGUAGAUGGCAUUGUUYAGUUUGUCAGAGAAGAAAGUAGCAGUGAAAACUUAAAAUAUUKUGAAAUCCCCUUCUUGAUCUUUACUGCUACAUUAAUAGUCUGCUAUCUGUGGAGUUCAGGUGGAUCUCUCUGGAAGCUCCCUGGAUCACAGGUGUAACGGGAAGAGUGAACUAUUUAGUAGUGGUUUUGGAACAAAUUGGUUUAAGCAAGUAAAAUGCUCCAUGAAUUUAGAGAGUAGUGUCUUACAUAUACAAGCUGUGGAUUUUCAUUGUCUCUAAAAACAAUUCAUUUAAUCAGUACUUCUAUAAGAGAUAAAGACUGAGGUCAGUAGGGUCAAAUCUAUUUUUUUUUUCCCCCCCACUCAGGUUUUCACGGCAGACUUUAGAGACUGAAGAGCAUGAAAAGAGAACAAGUUGCUUUUUUUCAAUGUAAAUGGCUGGUAUUUMGACCACCUUUCUUUUCACUUCUGCAAGCAUUACAGCGGGUGAUAGAUUGUUUCCCUCGCUUGGGUCUUUUACCAUGCUUCUCUUACUUUGGCCGGUUCUUUAAUAAUGUUAAAGGAACAAUUCCUAUAAGAAAGCAAGUUCAUUCAGUAAAUCUCGUGACAUCGUGACAAAGCUUUAUAUCGUACUUUCUUUUGACUGGAUGUACUGUGUUCAAUUAGUGUAUCUACACCUCAGUUGAGUGUUUGAUAUGGUUCCAGGCAGAAGGCUGUCUUAACAGCAACAAGGCUUUAGUAGAUGAUACUCAGCUAUUAGUGUAACUUCCAGUAAAGGAACACUUUAAAGUGAGCUAUCACAAGAGAAAAGGAGGUAAGGAAACCAAGCUCCUAUUUGAUGCUAAUUUUUCUAGCAACGUCUGGGGGCACUGUAAACUCACUUGUGUGUCUAUGUGCUGAUGUUCCAGGAAUUGAAGAAGUAACAAGUAUGCAUGAAGGCAGCAAGGCUUCAGGGAAAUCUGAGGAGAGCAGAACUGAGCUGUGCUCAGCAAUGUGAGAUUUAAUUGAAGGAAACUUGAAAAACUUGCAUUUGGACCUGUUCAUAAGUAUUUAAAAAUGUACAGUAAGUAAAGUAUUUGCCAGAUACCCUGAAGUCUUUUGGGAUAUAUUUUUCUUGUUAUACUCCUGGGCCAUUACUGAGGAGAAGAUUUAUCAUAGAUUUAGGAAAGAUUCAUCAAUAUAGGCAUGAAGUUAUGGCCAGCCUUCUAAAAAGCAUGCAAGAUAAAUUUGAGAAUGACAAGGAAUGGAUGACUAGAAACCCUGAUAUUGGCCAGUUUUGUACUGGACUUUGCUAUUGCAAGCUUAACUAUUAGGAUGACUAUUGGAGGUCUAGGAUGAGCACACACACACAGGGCCGUUCUGUAAUGUGUUUAAACUGAACUAGCGUGUGCUAGCAGCUUAGCAUGAAGUUCACCAAGGUCAAUGCAGCAUGAAUCUUCGGGGUGCCUUUGCACACAAACAGCUGUAUCACGGUGCUGUCUCCUCAGCAUUGCACAGAUGUUUGGGAGAUCCCCGAAUCACGAGCUAAAGACCAAUGGAAAUUGCUGUUUCAUUUCUGCCAACGCCCCUGAAAACCCCCGAGGAGAUGUUGGAAAGUCAUUUGCAAGUGUGCUUCUUCCUUGAAGAGAAUUAAGGUUACUCCUAAAAUCCUCAGUGAACCAUGUAAAUAAUAAACAUGUGACAUUCUUUGCCAUAUGACCUAGCGGCCUGCUGAAAAUACUCCUAUUUUUAGCAUUUUAAAGAACAAGCUUUUAUUGCUGAAUAGCAUCUAUCCAGUUGCACUUCAGUUCUCUAAUUUAAAAUAAUUACUAAUUAAACAAAUAAGAGACUAUAAUAACAAUAAUAAUCAACUUGGCACUAGCCAUUAGACAACUUACUGUUUACUGGAAUAUUACCUAAGGAAAAUAACUAAAAAGGAAGGAGAGGGGAAAAGUUCAGGAACUGCUGCCAGCGACUGACUUUUCAGUGCUUAGGCUCAAGUAAGGAGCAAGAUAUCUCUUGGGAGUAGCCAGCAAAUGCAGAGCUGAUUUUACAUUUGCUCAGUAACAUCGACAGUCUCUUCUUUCAAGGAAGUUGUAUGGUGAUGCAGAGGGGAGGCUGCCAUCGAAGAGAAYGAGUCAAGGGAAGUGAUCCCCUACUUUGGGUAGAUUAUAUAUUCGCCUCAGUGUUAGAUGAAGUGAAUCUGAAAAUCUCUGUAAUACACUUCAAGAACAGAGCGUGUUCUUUGCAACAAAGAUGGAAGUUUAGCUGCCUCUUUAGGCUGUUCUAGUGUGGCACUAACCUCCAAUUAAAAGGUGUUUUUCUAAAGGCCAACCUCCAAAGCGGUCCUUUGCUGCCCCUUGUUCUGUAGUCUGGCACUAUGGAGUGGUUACCUCUUAUUUGUAGCUCCCCUGUUGCUACCGGAUCACUCUGAGCUCCUCUUUGCCAUCGUGAGCAAGGCCACCCUCUUGAGCAGCCCUCACAAAGCCUAUGCUCUGCUGGGCCCUYAUUUCCCCAUUUCCCCUUUUGCAGAGGGGGCCUGAAAGGAUCAGUGCUCCAGGUGCAGCAUCACCAGCACUGUGUAGGGCUAAAUGCUGUURAUCUGCCAGCCACGCUUCUAAUGGAGCAAAGUAUGGGAUUUGCUUUGUGAGGAGACCCUGUAGUUGGCUCACGUUCAACCUGCUGUCCAUGUAACUCCCAGGACUUCCCAGAUCGCUUGUGAGAACUGCCGUAAGUACCAUUGGCACCGGUGUUGCAGCUCUGGUCCUGAGGGCUCCUUUACUAUCAGGAAAUUGUUCUGUUGUGUGCAUGAUAAUCUGCUGCUAAUAGAAAGGUUGCAAAGGAUUCUUGUGGCUUCUGUUAUUGAUCAAGCUCCUAAACUAGCUCGGAGUGAAAGAAAGGCAUUUGUACAUGCUGCUGUGGUGAACUCUGUCAAUGUAUGCAUCUAAUGAGCAUUGAAAUGUGUCUACCUU